GAUCAGUUAGUCUGCUGCUGCUGCUGCUGCUGCUACAAGUCACGACAGAGCCCAGCUUAUACAAGCCUCCUCCUGUUCCAAGACAAGCAGGAGGAAAAAAGGUGGGGAAGAGAGAAAAGGGUAACAACAGGAUGAGAGGGCUUGGGCAACUGUUUCUUCCCAUAUUCUUCACCCUCAUCCUCAUAGUUCAUUUGAAGGACACCAUGUCCUCUGCUCUGCCUGGCAGUGCCCACCAACCAGUGCCCCCCCUCGCCAGUGGGAGCCACCAAGGCCUUGCCUGCAUUGGGUGCAUGCUUGUUACAUCAGUAAUUGAACAGCUUGCUCAGUUACAUAACUCGACAGCAAAAGCAGCUUUGGAGAGGCUAUGCAACUACAUACCUGAAAAACUUCACUUUCAGGAUAUCUGUUAUUUGGUUGCUGAAAUUUAUGGACCAGAACUAGUUAAACUGUUGGAGUACAAAAUGAAUGCUGAUGUGGUGUGCCAUUCCAUAAAGCUAUGUAAACAGGAUGCAGGCCAACCACUUUGUCAUCUGUACCCUCCCCCUAAGCUGGGGCUAAAUGCUGCUCUAAGAAAAGCAAGAAGGAUUGUCAGGAAUUCUGAAGUCCUGAAAAGUAUAACUGUUUUUUCAAGUGUAUGUAAACUUCCCCCACUGGUUAAGCUGUGUGAGAAGAUUAAAUAUGUCAUAAAAAAUCAGUUGCCAUUCGAAGACUUUGAUGGAGAUAAAUUUAGUGCUUUCCCAACAUUGAGGGGAUAUCACUGGAGAGGCAGAGACUGUAAUGAAGGAAAUGCAACAGUGUAUCCUGGUAGACGCCCACAUAACUGGGAUGUGGAAAGUGACACUAACUGUAACGGCAUAUGGGGUGUAGAUCCAAAAGAUGGAAUUCCAUAUGAGCAUAAAUUCUGUAAAGGUGCAGAGUCCAAGGGGAUCAUUCUAUUGGGAGACUCAGCUGGAGCUCACUUUCACAUCCCUCCUGAAUGGAUGACAGCAGCACAGAUGUCUGUGCAAGUAUUUUCUGAUCUUCCACUGGCUUUUACCAAUGAGUUUGACUGGCCGCAGUUUUCAGGGAUCACUGGAUUUCUGAACUCCACCAUUGGAGGCUGGACAGACUCUUUUUACUUAUAUUUACGUAGAAGAAACCUCUGCAAUCACAGAGACUUCCAGAAUAUUUCCAAAAAUGGUGGUUCUUCCCGAAAUCUCCUGGACUUAAUGAAAAGCUUGGCUAGAGAUCAUGUCUUGGACAAUCCAGCCAUAGUUAUCUAUUCUGCAAUUGGGAAUGAUGUCUGCAAUGGGAGACCUGACACAGUAGCUUACAUGACAACACCAAAGCAAAUGCACUCCAAUGUCAUGGAAAUGCUGCAGUAUCUAGACUCUCAUCUUCCCAAAGGGAGCCAUGUGAUUUUAACAGGCUUGGUAGAUGGUCGCUUUCUGUGGGAUCAGUUACACAACAGAUACCAUCCUCUUGGUCAGCUAAAUAAAGAUGUCACAUAUAAACAACUUUAUUCAUUCCUAAGUUGUCUUCGAGUCAGUCCCUGCAUUGGCUGGAUGUCUUCAAAUGAAACCCUCAGGAACUUCACAUCAGAGAGAGCUUUACAACUUUCCAAUGUCCUGAAAGAAAUAGCAAGAUCUGAGAAGUUUGCCAGCUUUGAUAUUUUCUAUAUGGAUUUCCCACUGAAGAAAAUUGCUGAGGAAUGGCACAACCUUGGAGGGGAGGCCUGGCAGCUGAUAGAACCUGUCGACGGAUUCCAUCCUAGUCAGAUUGCUACAGCACUUGGAGCAGGAAUUCUCUGGCAGAAGGCAUUACAUGAAUGGCCUCAAGUGCUUGGAAAAGAGAAUCUAUUCAACAGUCAGAUUGAAGCUGUAUUCAGAGAUCAAGGAGGACACUGAGUUCAGAAUUGCUUGAGCCAUGCAGCAUUAUUCUUUCCUAUGUGCUCCAUAUUCAGGGGGGCGGGCAGGGGGAGGGGAGGGGAUUGCAUCCUGAAACAAGAUACAAACCAAAGACAGCCUUUUGGGAUCAAUGUAACAGCAGAAAGAGCCAGUAAGUGUAAGAAUAACAUAAAAGCGCUUAUCUACUGAAAAGCCACAUACCCAAUUGAGCAAUCUACAUUUUAGCUUUGGUUAUGCAUUUGCUGUGGAGCCAUGAAUAUAAAUCAAAGGAUGUUUGCCCGUAGGGCUGCUUAUCACAUCAGUUUGAAAAUCCAAAAAUGCUUAUUCUGUACAUAGCAAAUUCCAAAACCUACCUCAAGUUCCUUUUGUGACAGCAUGUUUCUGUUAUCACCCAUUGCAGGGGUGGCCAAACUGAAACACGUGUCACAAGUGUCACAGGUGGUUUCAGUGUACAGCAUGCAGCAGACCAGAAAAACAGCACAGUGGCAAAUAGGGCAGCAGAUGGGACAGAGAACACAGGGAAUGAAGCAAAAAGCAGAGUACCAGGUUGGAUAGGGAGCAUAGGUCAGGAAGUAGUGGGAGCUAAUGUGUGGCACACCCAUCAAGAUUAGCCCCCACUGUCCCAUUGUAUGGGCCAAUAGGUAAACCGGAUCCAACAGGACUCACUGGAUGUUGACAUAAAAUGCGGACAUAUGAAGAUUCUUAUGACUGUGUCAAUAUAUUAAACAGCAAAUGUGAAUUAAUACUGCCAAAUGCAAAUUCUGAUUGGGCAGGGAUAUUUUUUUAAAAUUAAUAAAUAGCAACAGUAAUCCCAAUCCUUCCUAAGAAGCUGUUUUCAAUUGCAAAAAAACCCAAUCUUGCCUUAAGAGGUAAUAAUACUGGUUACAUUAUUUGCAAACUGCCAUCCAUAGCCAUUAAGUCA
This is a messenger RNA of Gavialis gangeticus (Gharial), 2808 nucleotides long. It is a transcript of the gene AOAH, whose product is annotated as acyloxyacyl hydrolase. Gene Ontology annotation, biological process: lipopolysaccharide catabolic process; negative regulation of inflammatory response. The record is from RefSeq and is a predicted model, not a curated record. Lineage: Eukaryota; Metazoa; Chordata; Crocodylia; Gavialidae. The transcript has 22 exons. Gene Ontology annotation, molecular function: acyloxyacyl hydrolase activity; calcium ion binding. The coding region runs from base 132 to 1886 and encodes 584 amino acids.